Molecule: messenger RNA, 171 nt
Organism: Prorocentrum cordatum
Lineage: Eukaryota; Dinophyceae; Prorocentrales; Prorocentraceae
Source: the annotation of a GenBank genome assembly
GCGUCCGACCUCCUCCUCCGCUGCGAGGAGAUGGCAGCGGGGCUCCUCCAGGGCGACGGCACGAGGCCGCCCGCGGCGCGGCCGCCGGGCGGCCUGCCGCCCGGCGCGCGGCGGGAGGCGGGGCAGCAGCCGGCCUGCAGGCUGGGCGCGUCGGACGCGGAGGCCCACCAG